ACUGUCAUCUCCUGCUGAUCAUUGUCAUCUGUGUAUGGCGGGCUAGAAGUGGACACCAGUGACAUGAGGAAUGCUCAGAAACAAUAGUUGACUUGAGUGUUUGAAUGUGGUCAAGGAGCAGUAAUAUCUGACAGCAGCAAGAGAUCACCAUCCCCUAGAAGCAGCACUAAGACACAUCCAUAUCCUACUGAUCAAGUGACAUGGAGGGGGAGCAGCAAGGCAAGAACUGCCACCAACAUGGCAAUGGAAAUGCGCAAGGAAUGGCUCUUCAUGGGCGGGAUUUGGAUAUCCUCCCUUUGCGCUCGGAUGAAAAGGAAGAAGCCGAAGAUUCGUCUCCUUCGCUGCCACCACCCAUAUUCCUCUAUCCAGGGGCAAGGAAGCAAAAACAGGGCAAAGCGUACACGGGGGUGACCGCGUCCCAGGGGUACAUCCGCACGUCUCCCACCUCAUCCUCUCCCGGAUACCCUGACCCGGCCUCACCUGGAUCUGGAGGGCUUUCACCAACAUCAUCCCUGCCGUUAAUGAUGAUGAUGAUGAACUACCAAAGCAGCGCAAGCAAUGGCGGGAACGAUAAAGUCCAAAAAAACCCCAAUUACCUGAUGGCCAACGAACGGAUGAAUCUUAUGAACAUGGCAAAGUUGAGUAUAAAGGGCUUAAUCGAGUCUGCACUUAAUCUGGGGCGGACACUGGACUCUGACUAUGCACCUCUGCAGCAGUUCUUUGUGGUGAUGGAGCACUGUCUAAAGCAUGGCUUAAAAGCUAAGAAGACCUUUCUUGGGCAGAAUAAGUCCUUCUGGGGCCCUCUGGAACUGGUGGAGAAACUUGUACCUGAAGCCUCAGAAAUCACAGCUAGUGUGAAGGAUCUUCCCGGUCUCAAGACACCUGCAGGUAGAGGGCGGGCCUGGUUACGCUUGGCACUGAUGCAGAAGAAGCUCUCUGAAUAUAUGAAAGCCCUUAUCAACAGGAAAGAUCUCCUAAGUGAGUUCUAUGAGCCAAAUGCCCUAAUGAUGGAAGAGGAAGGUGCCAUCAUUUCAGGCCUUUUGGUUGGACUCAAUGUGAUUGAUGCCAAUUUCUGUAUGAAGGGGGAAGAUUUAGAUUCUCAGGUUGGAGUCAUUGAUUUUUCAAUGUACCUAAAAGAAGGUCCUAUAGCAAAAUGCAGUGAAGGAGAUGGACAAAUAACAGCUAUUCUUGACCAGAAGAAUUAUGUAGAAGAACUAAACAGACAAUUAAGUGCCACUGUUAACAACCUUCAGGCAAAGGUGGAUGCACUAGAAAAAUCCAACACAAAGCUAACAGAAGAGCUUGCAGUGGCAAACAACAGAAUCAUUACCAUGCAGGAGGAGAUGGAGAGAAUGAAAGAGGACAGUCCAUACUUCUCCAAGGUUAAUAAACAAGAGAGGACUGCAGAUGGGCAGAUGCUAAGUGAGGUCAGGAAACACUUAAAAGAAGAAACUCAGCUAAGAUUGGAUAUAGAAAAAGAACUAGAAGUGCAGAUAGGAAUGAGACAAGAGAUGGAGAUGGCCAUGAAGAUGCUGGAUAAGGAUGUUUGUGAGAAGCAAGAUGCACUAGCAGCUCUCAGACAGCAACUUGACGACCUCAGGGCCUUAAAGCAUGAACUCUCCUUUAAACUGCAGGGUUCAGAUCUGGCAGUGAAACAGAAGAACGAGUUAAACAGCCGCUUAGAAGAGAAGACCAAUCAGAUGGCUGCCACCAUUAAACAGCUGGAGCAGAGUGAAAAGAAUUUGGUGAAGCAGGCAAAAACCUUAAGUAGCACAGCGGGUAAACUACUACAGAAGCAGCACUAGGUGCCUAAUAAGCGGCCACUGACCAACACUAACAGAGCAACUUGCGAGUAGGAGGAAACCUGCCCAGUUACUAGCUACUACAUAGAUGUUAAAUGUUGCCUACCGUUCUUUUGGAAACUGCUGCAUUUUGAAGCCAUGACUCCUUUGUUCUGUUAUCCUUUUUUCUCCUACCCUCUCACUAUAGAUGGAAUCUUUGUUAGAACCCUCAAAUAUUUGCCAAAUAAACUUUUUAAAA
This is a messenger RNA of Nanorana parkeri, 2040 nucleotides long. It is a transcript of the gene RUFY3, whose product is annotated as RUN and FYVE domain containing 3. Lineage: Eukaryota; Metazoa; Chordata; Amphibia; Anura; Dicroglossidae. Gene Ontology annotation, biological process: regulation of axonogenesis. The coding region runs from base 201 to 1805 and encodes 534 amino acids. The transcript has 13 exons. Gene Ontology annotation, cellular component: cytoplasm. The record is from RefSeq and is a predicted model, not a curated record.